GCGUCGGCAAUACACUUCACUCACUGCUGCGGCGUAGAAAACAAAACAGCAAACACCCCUUCACUCAGGAAGGGCGGAGUUGUUUCUUUCAUAAACGAAAACUUAAUAAGAAAACAUCAACAUGCAUUCAGUCACGCUGGACAGUAGUGGUUCGCCAAAGAAACGGACCUUAUCUCGGGGACUGAGCGAAGAUGAGUCGCUCCGCAGCAUUAUAAAAGAGACCGAGAGUUCCUCCAGACGUCUCACGCGAAGCGACAGUCGAGCAGGCACCGUGACGAGGCGGACUGACAGUCAGCAUUCGGACCAGGACCUCUACAUGGGACUCCCAGAAAUACUUGAGCUGCAGGCCAGCUAUGAAGAGGUGGUGCAGGAGCUGCGUGGGAUGGAGGUCGAGCGAGAGACUCUGUUGUUCCAGGUGGACGUCCUGCAGGACACGCUGGAGGGUGUCGAGGAGCUGCUGGCGGAGUCCCAGAGGGAAGCCGGACAGGCUGGUUUGGAUUUGGAACGAGAGAGGGAGGCCAAGAGGAAAUUGGAGAGCGUGGUCUGCUCUCUGAUGCAAGAGGUGGAAAGAUUAAAAGAGGACAACAAAGAUAAAGAUAACAAAGCACCUGCUACAGUGAACACACGUGACGGUGUGGAUGGGGUGAUGAGUCAAGGAUGCCAAAUGGAAAAUGAUGCAAAAGAAUUGAUGAAAGACUCCCUGCUGUGUGAACCCCAAGGCAGUGGAAGCAGAGCGUCAGAGAAGGUAGAGGAGGAAGGAAGCCUCCUGACCAAGCUGCAGAAGAUGGUCUCUAAGCCCCUGGACCACAUGCCGUCUCUUGCAGUGGACGACCCGUCCUCUGCGGACGGCGUCCUACAGAGGCCGUACGGAAACGGUGUCGAGGGCGGACGAGAUCCUUCUCCAGACAGGAACGACUCCGACAGCAUAAGUGCCUACGAGGACGCAUCUGCUGAGACUCCAGAGCAGGACGGGAUGUUUCUGGGUGAAGCGGACAAUUUGGAGCUGCCUGAUGACUCAGAGAAAAGUUCUACGAGCAACUGCCUGGUCAACGACGAGAAAACCGAAGACCUCAAAAACCCUGAAGCUUGUGUUGUGUCUUAAUCUGUUUCACCUACUACUGGAGAAAAGGGUAACGGUAAUUGAUUAUUGAUCAUUUGGUAUAAUUCAAGAGCUCUGUGAUUUUCCCACAUCUGACAUUAAUUUUCUUCAAAAAUCUUGAGGCCAAUAAUAACUAAUAAUUAGAACUUUAACAAGUAGGUAAUGGAAAGAAGAGUAAUCGGCCACUAUUCUGACAAUCCGAUUUUAUGCUUUUGUCAAUUUGCAUAAAGAUUCUAAUUAACUUGCCUUUAGCUUCUUCAUUGUGAAAAUGUGCUGCUUUUUGUUCUCAUAUUAUAACAAUAUAUAUAUCUUUGGCAUUUGGACUGCUUGUAAUUUUAAUUAUAAUUUUACACUAGUUUUGAAAAUUGUUUAUAACAAAAUAAUAGAUCAAUUAUUUUGCAGCUUUACUGAUGAGUUGUAAAAUGUAUGUUUUAAAGUCACAAAGAAACUCAGGAUCCAGGUGGUUUACUAGCUGGAAUUCUGCUACUGACUACUUAAUAUUCUUUGCCAAUGAUUUCUUUUUCUAUCUGUUUUGUAAUGUGUGGAUAGACAUGGAUAAUAGUCCAUGCUGCUUUGACUGUUUACCUCUUUUAAUAAGGUGUGUUUCUAUACUGCCAGGUCACAGAUCAGGAUUUACCUGUAGACAAAACAAAGGGAGCUCUACUUAUUUUUGACAGGGUCGGUUUCUGUUUCGGCUCCUAUCGCAUCAGAAACGUAGGAAUCAAGAGUCUGUCACCGUGAAGAAUGUUUUGGGCAAGACCUGCAACACGAAAUCAACAAUAGCUGUUUUAAAGUUUAUAAGACAGAGAUUUUUUUUAAGGAAGAGAAAAUGCUGCCUUUUUGAUCUGUACAACAAUCUUUUUUAUUGUUUCUAACUUACCAUUUAUACCCCUUUUUCCUGUUUGAAUUUUGAAUUUAAGGAAAUGGAUUUGGCCGCAUUUGCACUUUUCAAAGUUCUUGUGUUGUGGCAUAAAUUUGUCCGAUUUCAUGAGAAACAAUAUUCCCAAACACGCAAUGAGCUGACCUGCUGCAGGCGCCUUCGCUGCCUGCGUGGUGAUACUGUAUGUUUGCACAUAUGCAGUGAAAUUUACUGUAAGUCGUCUCUUUUGACUUCUCUGAUUGCUGUAAACACUUUGUAUUUAAUCACAAUUUUUUAUGUUUGCUUUUUACAAUGUCGGAUUUCUUUCAUGCUCGAGGCCGGAAAAGAGCCUUUCACCUCAUGUGUGAUAGUUUGUAAGAAUUUAUGUUGAUUUCCAAAUAUCGCAUGAAUUAAUGUCAUUAAUCAGUACGCAGUACGCAUAUAAAAUAACAAUUUGAUAUGGUAUUUACUGCAAGAAUUGGUAUUUUGAAGGGAUUUAAAUUUUGUAUCGUGUCAUUUCCUGUUCUUUUAUGGUGGCUCUUUACAAAAUGCACACAAUUUCAGAUUUUGUUUAACAAAUCUGAAUAAUUUUGAUAUCUAAUUCUGUUACACAAAAUAAAAAACAAGCUGCAAUAUCAAUACAUUUGUGGACAUUUGGAAAUGAGUAGAAUGCUGAAGCUGCUUAUCAUUCUGGGAGUUUAAGGCAGGGUGUUAAUGUUCGCAUUGACUCGUUUUCCUUUUGCAUUUCAACAUUAUGCUGAUUCACUUGCUAAUACCUGAUUAUUUGUUGUGUUGGCUGCCAUGAUGCCCAAAGCCUCGCACACAAACAGCUCAGAAUACAUGCCGCUUGUUCCACACAAUAAGCCGAUGGGAAGUUACUGUUGCUGUGGCCCUGUGUGGUGGCAUUGUAGUCGGGUCGUGAGCAAUUGGGUCAUUUCGGGUUGGUUAGAUGUUUCCACAAUCAAUGAUUGUUUAUGUUGUCAUCCACGAUUAAUUGUAUGUUCCUGUUGAUUUCCUGUCAGGUCAGUGGAUUUGGUUUGUUGAAACAAACUAGUAAAGUUAGGUCACUCUGAUUUAGACUUCCAUCACUGGAGCUUUUUUGGAUUUUGAACAAACAGCAGUUGGUUUAUUGACAAUUUGUAAUCAAAGGGAUGUGUUUCAUUUUCCUUCAUGCAAAAAUGAUGUUCUUACUGUAACGAUGUAUUUUAUGGGUCUACAUAUUUUUGACAUUUUCUUUGAAUGACAUGUUCAAAUGUAACUGUUAAUUACAUACAUUUAUACUUGUAACGAAAAAUACAUUCCAGACAAAUCAAAUAAAAAAAAUUGAAGAAUG
Pseudoliparis swirei is the source of this 3291-nucleotide messenger RNA. RefSeq names its product leucine-rich repeat flightless-interacting protein 2. The record is from RefSeq and is a predicted model, not a curated record. The transcript is spliced from 6 exons. The coding region runs from base 122 to 1102 and encodes 326 amino acids. NCBI's taxonomy places the organism in Eukaryota, Metazoa, Chordata, Actinopteri, Perciformes, Liparidae.